GCUGCUGACCUGCUGACACAUGAUCUUGAGCAGGUUUGUUCUGGCUUUAGCUUGGUGACUGUUUUGAAAACACAUCUGAAACUCAACAGAUUUUCAAAGACAAGAACAUUUGAAAUGGAUGAAGUGGAUGAAAUGUCAUUUUGCUCUUUUUAUGGCGGAGAGGAAUACAAAAACCACUUUCAACCCGGUAUCUAUGUGUGUUCUGAAUGUGGGCAUGAGUUAUUCUCCAGCACAUCAAAGUUUGAGCACUCAACUCCUUGGCCGGCUUUCUCUGAGACAAUCCAAGAGGACAGUGUCUCCAAACACCCUGAAGCAUGGGGACCUUUAAAGGUUUGUUGUGGGAAAUGUGGCAAUGGUCUGGGUCAUGAGUUUUUGCACGAUGGACCAAGAGAAGGGCUUUCACGGUUCUGAAUAUUCAGCAGCUCACUGACGUUCAUCCCUAAAAAAAAAGCUGAUGGACAGAAAGCUGAGUUGUGAAAUAGAGGGCAUUUUCUCCUCCUGCUGAAGGUGCAGACCACGGAUGAAGAGCUCUAGAAUAAAGCCUGACGGAGCGCUGGAGCUCUGAUGGACAGUGGCCUCACUGUGCAGCAACAACAGACAAACACUCUCAUUACACAUCACUCCACUCCUUUAGACUGACCCAUGUUACAUUUAAUGCUCCUCCUUGGAAAAGAGGAAACAAUGCUUAAAAUAGAAGCAAAAGUAUCCUAUGGAUUGUGAUACAUUUUGCACAUUGGUUGCACUCUUCCUUGCAGUGACUCUUUGAGGUUGUAAUUGUGUGCUUUCACCAGUUGAUGGUGCUGUAUGCCACAAAAUGUUUCACUUUGAUACAACUCAACUCAAUACUUUGGCUGUUAAAGAGACAGCUUGUAUGUUCAUGAAAGGCUUUGGAUUGAUUGUGUGUGUGUGAAUACAUCUGACAGUUCAAAGUCCUACUGUCUUGUUUAUACUGC
Molecule: messenger RNA, 953 nt
Organism: Notolabrus celidotus (New Zealand spotty)
Lineage: Eukaryota; Metazoa; Chordata; Actinopteri; Labriformes; Labridae
Product: methionine-R-sulfoxide reductase B1-A-like
Exons: 4
Molecular function (GO): peptide-methionine (R)-S-oxide reductase activity
Source: RefSeq, a predicted model, not a curated record